UGCAAUUUGCCUCCCUAAUCUUCUCCACUCAAAAGGAGAUGGUAAUUAGAGGUUAGCAGGGUUUUGUGUAGCCUCUCAUGGUUGCAACUCAGCUGUGGUGGUUUCCAGCUUUUCCCCUUGCCCUUGCAAGGCUAAUAGCUCCAAGUUCGGACAGGGACAGUGUACCUUAUCUGACAGUCUCUCCACAUGCAGGAGGUUUUGUGUGCAGCAAUUAACCAUGGCUCGAUGUAGUUUUCAUGUAGGAUGUUGCUGUAUUGCUAGUCGGCCAAGGAUCUGAGCGUUGUUACUCUCAGGUUAAGCUCCAAUAUCCUUUCUUGCUUUCGAGUUUGGUGCGAUUAGGGUAUGUGUCGAGCAAUGGACACAGAUGCUCAGAUUCAUGAAGAAGAUUCAAGAGAGCAGCACCUCCGGAAGCAGCUUGCUGCUGCUGUGAGGAAGAUUGGGUGGAGUUAUGCAAUCUAUUGGUCCAUCUCCAGCCACCAACCAGGGGUUUUGGCAUGGACUGAUGGGUUCUAUAAUGGUGAAAUCAAGACAAGGAAGACUACACAACCCACAGAACUGAAUUCAGAUCAUAUUGGCCUCCAGAGGAGUGAAGAGUUGAGAGAAUUGUAUGAAUCACUUUCAGCAGGUGAUAGCAAUCUUCACAAUAGAAGGCCUUGUGCUUCAUUGUCGCCAGAGGAUCUCACCGAUACCGAGUGGUAUUACUUGGUUUGCAUGUCCUUCACCUUCACUAUAGGGCAAGGAUUGCCUGGUAAAGCGUUUGCGAACGAUCAGUAUGUGUGGUUGAACCAUGCUCAGUUUGCCGAUUGCAAGAUUUUUUCGCGCUCUCUACUUGCAAUGAGCGCAUCUAUACAGACUGUGUUGUGUAUCCCUUUCAUGGAUGGUGUGCUGGAGUUUGGUACAACUGAAUUGGUUUUGGAGGAUCCAGCUUUUGCUAUGCAAACCACAAAUCUCUUUUGGGAGCUACCGGUUCCAGUUUGCUCUGAACAAUCUAUAUCCACUCCUGAAAUGGCUGAAAUGGCCGCUACCGAUCAAGUUAUUCAAAAUCAAAAUCUCGGUGACGAUUUAGACAAUUCUAUGGUUUUGGAGGAUGAAAAUUUGGUCAUAGAAAGCUCAAAUCCACUGGAGAUUCAUCCAGUGCAUUUUCCUUUUGCUCUUCAGUCGUAUGCCACUACAAAGGAUGAGGCUGAGAAACUGCAUUUUGAUAUCUGUGAAGAACUGAAUAUCAGUUCUCCCGGUGAUGGCUCGAAUGAGUGCUUUCGAACUCAACAGCUCGAGGAUCUGCUCGAACUGAAUGGGCUAAAUUGCCUUCAUGGUUCUCUAAACUCAAAUGAGCAAGAAUCAUUGUCCAUUGUUGAUGCUCAACAGCUUCUUUCUUCGACCAAUAAGGUCCAAGUUGGCAACGACAUACACUAUGUGAGGACUCUUACUAGGAUUCUAUGCAACUCUAAACAGGUAAAAUCAAUGCCAUGCUUCUCAAAGGUCUCUCACAAAUCAAGUUUUAUCGUCUGGAGAAGAGGUUUGAGCAGCGCAAAACCAUUCAAUGGCACACCACAAAAGCUGCUGAAGAAGAUUAUAAUUGAUGGAGAAUGGUUACUCAAUGGCAGCAUUCUAAAUUGCCAAGAACAAAAUGGUUUACCGGGGAAUCUAUUGAAGAAAGGACAGCCACGCGCAACCAGUGUUUCGUCGGAGAGAAGGAGAAGGGAGAAGUUGAACGAGAAAUUCGUGCUUUUGCAAUCGUUGGUUCCCUCCAUUAGCAAGGUUGACAAGGCAGCUAUCCUUGGCAACACAAUUGAUUACUUGAAAGAUCUUGAGAAAAGAGUGCAAGAGCUAGAAUCGUGCCGGAGGUCAUCAGAGGAUCUUGACACUGAAGACAGAAGCAAGCAUCCUGAUGAUGUAGCAGAAAGAACAUCUGACAACUAUGGCAACAAAGAGAUAGCCAUUGUUGGCAGGAAGCGGUCGGCGCACAAGCGUAAAUCUGACCUCCUCGAAGCAGAAGGGGAGCACCACUGGGUGCUAUCCAAAGAAGGUCCUAUCGAUGUCAAUGUUACCUUCAACAAAAAGGAGGUUGCAGUGGUGAUGCAUUGCCCCUGGAGGGAAUGCCUGUUGCUUGAGAUCGUCGAAUCUAUAGGCAAUUUCCACUUGGAUCCUGUCUCGAUGCAGUCCUCGAUCGUCGAGGGUGCGCUUGCUUUGACGAUCAAAUGCAAGCUCAGGAGCACCAGUGAGGCCUCACCAGGGAUGAUAAAGAGAGCACUGCAGAGAGUAAUAGGUAAAUGCCUGUAAUGGUGAUGAUGAUUUGAGCACUAGUGAAUGAUCUGUUAGAACUCUGAGUAACAUGUCUAUGAAUUUCGAAUUGCCGCCUAAA
Molecule: messenger RNA, 2362 nt
Organism: Zingiber officinale
Lineage: Eukaryota; Viridiplantae; Streptophyta; Magnoliopsida; Zingiberales; Zingiberaceae
Product: transcription factor EGL1-like
Exons: 9
Coding region: 343-2280 (645 amino acids)
Molecular function (GO): protein dimerization activity
Source: RefSeq, a predicted model, not a curated record